AUGUUGAGGUUGUCAAUAAGAUUUGCUAUAAAGCAAUCAUCAGAAAUGAGAAAUAGGACAUCAGUGACAGACUUCAUCCUCUUGGGCCUGACAGAUGAUCCAGAGCUCCAAGUUGUGAUUUUCUUUUUUCUGUUUCUCACCUACAUGCUGAGCAUCACUGGAAAUUUAACCAUCAUCACACUCACCUUGCUGGAUUCCCACCUGAAGACCCCCAUGUAUUUCUUCCUCAGGAAUUUCUCACUCUUAGAGAUUUCAUUUACUUCUGUCUGUAACCCUAGGUUUCUGAUCAGCAUCUUAACUGGGGACAAGUCUAUUUCCUACAAUGCUUGUGCUGUUCAGUUAUUUUUCCUUAUCUUCCUUGGCUCAACAGAGUUUUUUCUCCUGGCUGCUAUGUCCUAUGAUCGCUACGUGGCUAUCUGCAAGCCCCUGCACUACACAACCAUCAUCACUAACAGGAUCUGCUACCAGCUCAUCAUCAGCUCUUGGCUGGCUGGUUUCUUGGUCAUUUUUCCACCACUGGUCAUGGGUUUGGAGCUAGAUUUCUGUGACUCCAACAUCAUUGACCACUUUACUUGUGACUCUGCUCCUUUGCUGCAAAUCUCCUGCACAGACACAAGUACUUUGGAGCUCAUGAGCUUUGUUUUAGCUUUGUUUACUCUUAUCACCACGUUGAUGCUAAUAAUUCUUUCCUACACCUACAUCCUCAGAACAAUUCUGAAAUUCCCCUCAGCCAAACAAAGG
Molecule: messenger RNA, 741 nt
Organism: Nannospalax galili (Upper Galilee mountains blind mole rat)
Lineage: Eukaryota; Metazoa; Chordata; Mammalia; Rodentia; Spalacidae
Product: olfactory receptor 6C76
Exons: 1
Biological process (GO): G protein-coupled receptor signaling pathway
Cellular component (GO): membrane
Molecular function (GO): olfactory receptor activity; G protein-coupled receptor activity
Source: RefSeq, a predicted model, not a curated record